Messenger RNA from Mya arenaria, 1510 nucleotides. Its product is annotated as probable hydrolase PNKD. Gene Ontology annotation, molecular function: hydrolase activity. The coding region runs from base 32 to 658 and encodes 208 amino acids. Gene Ontology annotation, cellular component: mitochondrion. Lineage: Eukaryota; Metazoa; Mollusca; Bivalvia; Myida; Myidae. The transcript has 5 exons. The record is from RefSeq and is a predicted model, not a curated record.
UUUUAGGGACCACAGUGCUGGAAAUGCUGGUAUGAAGAAGCGGUUUGAAGGUCUAAAGGUGUACGGCGGUUUCUACGAUAGUGUCCCUGAUGCUACCAACGUGCUAAUGGAUAUAGAAAUGCUGAAGUUUGGGGGCCUGAACUUCACCGCAAUUCACACACCUGGGCACACAGUGGGGCACGUGUCAUAUUUCCUGGAUGGUGCCUCGCUCGGUGCUCCUGACUGUCUAUUCUCAGGGGAUCACCUUUUCCUUGGGGGCUGUGGCAGGAUGUUCGAAUCUCCACCUUUAAAAAUGCUGAAAUCUCUUGACGCAAUUGGACGAUUGAAAAAGGAUACGCUUGUGUGGCCAGGGCACGAGUAUGCCAUGAACAACUUGGAGUUUGCUUGCCACUUGGAACCAGACAAUGAGAAAGCCCGGGAAAAAUAUGAGUGGGUAAAAACUCGACGGGAACGCAGACUCAAAACAUGUCCCUCAACUAUAGAAGAGGAGCUACAGUAUAAUCCAUACCUCCGUCUCAACAAACAAUCCAUACUGCGAGCGGUCGGGGCAAUAUCGUCAGAUGAGACAGAAGCUCUCGGAUCACCAUCUGAUGAAGUGCGGGCACAGGCAUUAUCAGAACUACGUACACAAAAGGAUGGGUUUAAAUACAUACAGUAGAAUUUUAUGUGGUGUUUCGCCUUAUAGUGAAAUAACUGUGUCUGUUGUUGCAUCCUCAAUACCUACCAGGGCUUCUAUAAACUAACAAUUUGCCGGUCUGAAGCGAUUUUACCACGCCGGACCUAUUUCAGGAACAGAAAUAUAUAUAUUUCUGAAAUUUACCUACUUUCAAGUAUACAAUGCUAUAGUGGUGCUUUACUGUUUUAAAUCCACUAGUAUUAAUGUUCACAUUCUUCGCUAUAUAGUGCCACAAUAGUUUAAGCCCAGAAUUAUAGAAAUUCUGGUUUUUCCAACCUAAUCCUCCGGUACAAACAAAAUUAAACCGUUGUAAUAUACACACGUUACUUUGGAAACAAUAGAGUCAUUGGACCGUUACAUGAAUUUCAAUAGCUCGAAAUUCACCUUUUAUUUGUACCGGCAUGGGAAAACCCAGUUAUGGCAAUUCCGGGCUAUAUAUAUUUUGCCAUUGCCUCAUGUCAGCAGAAAAUAUAUGUAUUUUUAAUUCUUAUUCAAGUAUAUUGCAUCAGGUUUGUGCAGUGGUAAGUUACCCUACUGACCAUGGUGUCUAGGGUUCAAAUCUGGCCUGGGCGUAUGUGAUUUCAGUUUGUUUGGUCACUAAGCUGGACUACAGGUUUUCUCAAUUUUUUUCGGCUUCCAAACAACACAAGAUAGAUUCCCGCAUAACAUAAUGCCAACGAGAGUGAUUUAUUUACUGAACUUUAAAAACUUGUUUCACAGUUGUAAAAUGUAUAGGUGUAAACUUAACUAAUGCUGCACAAGUAAAUAUGAUCCAUAGUAUAUAGCAUUUUUGUCCAGCAAAUAUGAUCUUGUGUUAUAAAUCUAUCAAUUGUG